Phytophthora sojae is the source of this 1554-nucleotide messenger RNA. RefSeq lists its product as hypothetical. Gene Ontology annotation, cellular component: nuclear exosome (RNase complex); cytoplasmic exosome (RNase complex). NCBI's taxonomy places the organism in Eukaryota, Oomycota, Peronosporomycetes, Peronosporales, Peronosporaceae. The coding region runs from base 1 to 1554 and encodes 517 amino acids. The transcript is spliced from 2 exons. Gene Ontology annotation, biological process: nuclear polyadenylation-dependent rRNA catabolic process; nuclear polyadenylation-dependent mRNA catabolic process; TRAMP-dependent tRNA surveillance pathway. The record is from RefSeq and is a predicted model, not a curated record.
AUGGCGCUGCGGGACGAGCACGACUUCCUGAGCGAGAACGAGCGCCAGUUCCUGGCCAACUGCCUGCGCCAGCCGCCGCACGUGCGCGCCGACGGCCGCGAGCUGCUGCAGCAGCGCAAGAUCCGCGUGCAGUUCCGGCGCAGCGAGACCGAGAGCCAAGCGGAGGUGCAGCUGGGCCGCACUCGGGUGAUCGGCAACGUGCAUGGCGAGAUCGUGCCGCCCUUCCCGGACCGGCCGACUGAGGGCUUCCUGCACUUCGCCGUGGAGCUGUCGCCCAUGGCGUCGCCCAGCUUCGAGGCCGCCGCUUCUGCAGGUCGCGGCGCCGCCUCGUCCGUUGCCGCCGCGGAGCUGGCGCGCCUGGUGGAGCGCGGCGUGCGCGAGAGUCGCGCGCUGGACACGGAGGCGCUGGCUGUGGUGGCUGGAGAGAAGGUCUGGGCCAUCACGUGCCACGUGCACGUCGUGGACCACGGCGGCAACCUCGUGGACGCGGCCUCGCUGGCUGCCAUCGCAGCGCUCAUGCACUACCGCCGCCCGGAGGUUGCAGUGAAGGAGGGCACGGCAGGCAACGGAGGAGUCACCGUGUACAGCGUGGACGAGCACGCGGCUGUCCCGCUCAGUCUCCACCACAUCCCGAUCUCCAUCUCGUUCUGCUUCCUGCAGCCAGCUGCGAAAAUACAGAACAAUGCCGGCAACGACGACGACAUUGACGCUGACGAGGAUGGCGAGCCCAUUAUCUUCAUGGACCCUACGGACCGCGAGGAGCGGAUCACGGACGCGCGCAUGAGCUUCACGUUCAACUCGUUCCGCGAGCUGUGCGCAGUGCACAAGAUUGGCGGUGCCGCGAUUUCCCAGUCGACUGUACUGAGGUGCGCGAAUGUGGCAGCAGCGCGUGUUGUUGAACUGACGACUUUUCUCAAGGAGGAGGAAGAGAAGGCUGACAAGGAAGCCGUGCAGCGCCGUCGCGCAUUGCUACGUGGCCGCGCAUUCGCGGAUGUAUCGUCGACGCUGGAUGAAGCGACCGCUAAAAGCACGGUGGAGAAGGUCGAUUUGGGUGCAAUGACGGAUUUCUCGACUCUGCAUGCUCCCAUUGCGCUGCGCGACGAACCGACGAAGGAGGAGACUGCCCAGCAGGUGACGUCGAUGGCCGAGCUUCUGGAGUCCCUCGAGACUGCUGCUGAUCAGGCCGAGGAGGAGCCAAAGCCAGCUGCAGAGGGUCUUGCGAUGACUGAUGCGGCUCGGGACGAAUUCCGUCAAUUGGCCAACAGCGAGACUGUGCGUGACUUGAUCCACGGCAGCAAGAAGGAGCAGCCGAAGCCUGCCCAACCCGCCAAGAAGAAACCCGUGGUGGACAGCGAUAGCGACAGCGAGGAGGAGGGAGGAGUACUUCAGAGCGAGUUUGGCACGGCAGCAAAACCGGAGGAACCCGUCCAGGCAAAGAAGAACGCAAAGCCAGUGAAGAAGACCCCACUCAAGAAGGGCAGGAAAAAGAAGGUGGAGUCUAGCUCAGAUGAAGACGAGGACAUGGAUCUCAGCGCCGCCAUCAAGCGCAAGUAA